Messenger RNA from Dothidotthia symphoricarpi CBS 119687, 648 nucleotides. RefSeq lists its product as uncharacterized. The coding region runs from base 191 to 568 and encodes 125 amino acids. The record is from RefSeq and is a predicted model, not a curated record. The transcript has a single exon. NCBI's taxonomy places the organism in Eukaryota, Fungi, Ascomycota, Dothideomycetes, Pleosporales, Dothidotthiaceae.
GAUGAUGCGUGGAGCGGACGUUGCUGGCUUUCUGGCAACUGAGCGCUCACAAGUCUUUUUCACCACGGUAUGACUUGCUGUCGUGAGCCCGGCGGAUGGCGUUUCUGUUCGGACAGUCUCUCUUGAGACGGUCGUGUUCCAACAUAGCUCGGAUGGAAUUUUUGCUGCAUUUUCCAGGCGGCCUUCUUGCAUGUCUUUACCAGCCGGCGUCCUUCUGGUCCAGUUCGAUUACGGAGUUUUCUGGGUAUUUCUAUCUCUCUUCGAUUUUCCAUGCGCUAUGGUGGUUGUAAUGCCUUUCUUUUUUUUGGGGGUCCUCGUCACGUCUCAAAGUCAUUGUUGGUCGCUCCUUCUUUACGGGAUCGAAAAAGCGGGUUGUUUGCAUUUUGUAGCGUUUUCCUUCAUUACUACCGAUGGUCGAUUGGUCGUACGCAGGCGGCGGUACUGGAUCGUCAAAUGUGAUGCUGCAGGUUGUUUCAAAUUGUCAUCGUCGAUGGUGUCGUUGUGUGUGUUCUGUAUUGAUGGUUGUUUGUUGUAUGCGGCGCUUUGUACAUGGUGGGUUCGGGAGUAGUUCAGUCGAGUAUGCUUGGGCGGGUCGAAGCAGUACUACCUAUAUACCCAGUCAAUGCAAAAAUAUGGCAUAACCAACCU